AUGGUAAAUAAUAAAGACCCAGAGCUUUAUUAUAUAAAGCAAGAACGCAUAGGCAAGGGCUCGUUUGGUGAAGUAUAUAAAGGCAUUGACAAGAGAACGAAUAAACCAGUUGCUAUAAAAGUCAUUGAUCUUGAAAGUGCAGAGGAUGAAAUAGAUGACAUUCAACAAGAGAUAGCCAUCUUGUCCCAGUUGGAUUCACCCUAUGUCACAAAGUACUAUGGUUCAUACUUGAAAGGUACAGGGUUAUGGAUUAUCAUGGAAUACUGUGCGGGAGGAUCAUGCAGUGACCUGAUGAAAAUGGGAACAAUACGUGAAGAAUACAUUGCUAUCAUCUUGAAGGAAUUGUUGAAGGGGUUAGAUUAUCUUCAUAACGAAGGAAAGCUGCAUAGAGAUAUUAAAGCUGCAAAUAUCUUGCUAAGCGCAAACGGUGAAGUAAAAUUAGCUGACUUUGGUGUAUCGGGGCAGAUAACAGCAACAUUGACCAAAAAGAACACAUUUGUUGGAACUCCUUUUUGGAUGGCACCUGAAGUCAUAAAGCAAUCAGGCUACGAUUUCAAGGCUGAUAUUUGGUCUCUUGGUAUCACAGCUAUAGAACUUGCCAACGGCGAACCACCUUAUGCAAAAAUGCAUCCGAUGAAAGUACUCUUCCAUAUACCCAAAAAUGAUCCCCCUCAACUUGGCCCUCCACAUAGCAAAGCUUUCCGAGAUUUUGUCAGCUUAUGCUUACAAACUAGUCCAGCUAACAGACCUACAGCCAAAGAGCUCUUGAAGCACAAAUUUAUAAAGAGUAGCAAGAAGAUAGCCUACCUUACAGAACUAAUCGAAGGACAUGAACGCUGGCUAAGCAUAAACGGCCGUGAUAACGAAUCUUCAGAUGAAGAAACUCAGUAA
This is a messenger RNA of Rhizopus microsporus ATCC 52813, 891 nucleotides long. RefSeq names its product Pkinase-domain-containing protein. The transcript has 10 exons. Lineage: Eukaryota; Fungi; Mucoromycota; Mucoromycetes; Mucorales; Rhizopodaceae. Bases 1 to 891 code for a protein of 296 amino acids. Gene Ontology annotation, biological process: protein phosphorylation. The record is from RefSeq and is a predicted model, not a curated record. Gene Ontology annotation, molecular function: protein kinase activity; ATP binding.